Molecule: messenger RNA, 2312 nt
Organism: Paramormyrops kingsleyae
Lineage: Eukaryota; Metazoa; Chordata; Actinopteri; Osteoglossiformes; Mormyridae
Product: neurotrophic factor BDNF precursor form-like
Biological process (GO): positive regulation of peptidyl-serine phosphorylation; nerve growth factor signaling pathway; modulation of chemical synaptic transmission
Cellular component (GO): dendrite; axon; synaptic vesicle
Molecular function (GO): nerve growth factor receptor binding; growth factor activity
Source: RefSeq, a predicted model, not a curated record
ACCGAACACCACUGCCCUCCAGAGGACCCACCACAUGAUGACAUGUAUUGCAGCAGCCAUCUUGUUUGAAGUGAAAACUACCCAGAAUCCAAAGCAGUAAAGGUCUGAGAGCUCCAUAAGACCUUGGAGUAUGAAUAGAAAAAGGACUGAGGCCCCAUCUGAGCUGAAGUAAACCAGAAAGAGAACUGAGUCCCCUUUCAAAUGAACUCGCAUUGUGAACACAAAAAGAACUGAUUUCCGUUUCUGUUGGUCCACUUUUGGGACCAGAUCUAGAGUUCUGAGUUCAGUUCCUUUAAAGAGGACUAUAAGUUAAAACACCCUUAGAUUCAACUGUUGUUCAACUGAACUCCGCAACUUUGCUGUGUACUUAGACUUGCUUACUUUAGCUUGCUCUUUAGACUGCCAACACUUUCUAUGCAGGACUGUGCCAACUUCUUUCUCUCUUCUCUUUUUCUUUACCUCACUACUUGUUUUAAAAUGCAGCUCACACCUAUACCUGGUCACAUAUCUGCCAGACUAAGAAGACGUACACCUCAUCAGAGGCAGAAACCUUAGUAACCCCUCUCAGCCUAUCAUAUCUCCACAGCCUCCUAUAAUCGUGCAUGGUGGUUUAUGGAACUGCCAAUCCUGCAUCAAGAAGGCUGAUUUCAUCUCUGGUCUGGAUUCAUCUCUCGCCAGUCUGGAUUCAAAGCUGCGCAUUCCACUGAGACUGCAGCUCUCGCCGUCUCUGAAAAACUUCAUGCAGCGAAAUCCUCCAACCUGUCCUCGGUUCUGAUUCUCUUGGACCUGUCUGCAGCCUUUGACAUGGUCAACCACCAGAUCCACCAGAUCCUCCUGGAUACUCUCUCCAGCCUUGGGAUUUCAGUUCCACCAGGUGAGAAGAGUGAUGACCAUCCUGUUCCUUACCAUGGUUAUUUCAUACUUCAGUUGCAUGAAAGCCGCCCCCAUGAAAGAUGCCCCCGGGACAAGGGGGCAGGGUGCCGAGGGUUACCUGAGCGACGCGGUGGCAUGGAGCCACGGGACUCCAGAGAGCGGGGGCGGCGCCCAGCGCAGGGGGCUGCCGUCUCUGACGGACACCUUCGAGCAGGUGAUCGAGGAGCUGCUGGAGGCGGAGGGGGGGCCGCAGGGGGCCGGCGGCCGCGGGCCUGACCCAGAGAGCCGGGCGGCAGAAGAGGCGGCGGCGGAUUCCAAAGACGUCGACGUGUUCGCGUCCCGAGUGGUGAUCAGCAAUCAAGUGCCUUUGGAACCACCAUUGCUCUUUCUUUUGGAGGAAUACAAAAAUUACCUGGAGGCGGCCAACAUGUCGAUGAGGGUGCGCAGGCACUCGGACCCGGCGCGGCGCGGCGAGCUCAGCGUCUGUGACAGUACAAGCCAGUGGGUGACCGCCGUAGACAAAAAGACAGCCAUAGACAUGUCUGGGCAGACGGUCACAGUCCUCGAGAAAGUGCCGGUGCCCAAGGGGCAGUUGAAGCAAUACUUUUACGAGACCAAAUGCAACCCCAUGGGCUACACAAAGGACGGCUGCCGGGGGAUAGACAAGCGGCACUACAACUCGCAAUGCCGGACAACCCAGUCGUUCGUGCGCGCGCUCACCAUGGAUAGCAAAAAAAAAAUCGGCUGGCGAUUCAUACGGAUAGACACUUCCUGUGUAUGCACAUUGACCAUUAAGAGGGGGAGAUAGUGAACGAAAUGUAUAGAUUUUAUGGAGAGUUUAAAAAAAAGAAAAUAAAAAUAUCUAUUUGUGUAUAUACAUAACAGGGUAAAUUAUUCCGUCAGAUGAAAAUUUUAUGGACUGCAUGUAAAAAAAAGAAAAAAAAAAGAUGAAGUUUAUACAGUAAAAGUGAUACUACAGUCUAUUUAUUGAACAUAUUCAUGACCUUGUAAACGAUUAAAAUAACUAAUCAGUCAUUCGCGCACAAUUUAAAUUACUAUAUUACAUUCCUCAAGACAUCGUGGUUUGUUUACGUUGCCAAGAAUUUGAGAAAUAAGGAAAUGGAAAGUGAGGAAGGGUUAAAUAAAAAAUAAUCUGCAUGCUGCUUCAAUUGUGAAUUUAGAAACUGUCCACUUCGGGGGGGAAAAGUAUAAAAUUCUGACCAAAACAUUCCAUUUACAUUUUCAACAGUAAAUGGUCUUUCCUCUUCUCGGUACUAUAUCUGUUUACUGCUCCAAACUUCUCAAGGUAAUGUUGGAAUUACAUACUAUGUCAAGGUGCUGUUGUCAAAGCUUUGCUGUUUUAUUUUUUUAUCCCCAUGUUGAAAAAAAGAAUAUAUAUAUAUAAAUAUAUAUAUAAAAAUAUUAAAUUUAUUCAUUGA